AGCUAGCAUAGGCUCUCUGGUGUAACGGACUCGAUACCUAGCUAACUUUGUAGACUGUUCAGCUGAGUUAGAAAGUUGUCUAGCUAGAUUUAUGGAGUUACUUUGUCAUUAGCUAGUUUAAUUUAAUUGUAGAAAUGUUGAAGUUAGCUAACUUACAUGAAUUGUUAGCUAACCUGCUAACUAUGGCUAGCUAGCUAACUACCUACCAAGCUUGCUGAAUUGAUGGAUCUUCUCAGUUAGCUAUCUAUCUUUCUAGCUAAACUUGUUUCGUUGGCUCAUCAUAGCAAGGAUUCAUCGCUGUGUUGCCUAACAUGUUCCCUGAUAACGUUGUUCCGGACACUGCAGACGCAGGCCUCUGACUGGAAACCAUGAGCUCAAUGAUAGGCUGUGAAGGAGACACAGCCACACUAACUAGCUGCUAGCUAACAAGUUGGCUAGUUAACUUGCAGUUUGUACCGCUUGUAUCCGACGCGACCUUAAAGCGCUGAUUGUGAGGUAUGAGUAAUGGCCUUGUAAAAUGAGUUAGCUAUUUGUCGAAUCUAGACAACCAGUCCCAUCAGAUAAUUUAUCAAAGAAAGUUCGACUAGGUAAUAGCUAUAUGGCUAAUUUUGAACUUCACUUUGUUUCUUGUCAACUUAUGUUAGCUAGCUAACUAACGUUAGCUUGCAAUCCGCCUUACCGGUUAGCCAGUGAAUUUGACUGCUGUUUAUUAGUUUGCUAGAUGUUUGUGGUGGAUUAGCUAAAUAAUCACCACCUAUUAUAACUUAAUGAACAACGAAUAAUGUUCGCUGUCAAACUAACGUUCAUAACAUAUCUCUCACAAUGCUGUCAAGUUAACUAAAUCAUAAGUAGCUUGUUAGUACUAGCUAAUGUUUGGCUAACUAGUUAGCACUGUAACGUCAACUCAUUCUUGCACGUGCCGGUGAAUGUUUUGAAGAGUCAAAACAAGGAAGGACUAGCCAAGUUAUGUAUGUGACCCUAAUUGGCAGGAUAUAAUAUAUCCACUGCCAAUUGUGCAGGAUAAUUUGGUCAAAAAGAUGGCAGCAAAGCGUACUAAUGUUGGCCAAUAAAAGAGGCAGGUUUUUUUAGUAGUCAGUUAGCUAGUAUGUUAGCUACCUCUUAUUGAAAUACAGUGCAGCCAGCAACAUGAAAGUCCAAACUGAAACUUGUAACCCAUCCAAGGUGCAUCGAAACGACACAGGGGAGCAGCAAGACAUGUCCAACAAAAAGGACAGCCACAAUAGUAAUUUAUUUUUUCUCAACCGAGACUGUCAGAAUGAACUGGGUUCAGGAUCUCAGAAUCAGAAUGUUCACAUUGUAUCAUCAUUAGACUCCAAAUGGCACAGCACUGAACGCAGCCGCCUAGUCACCGAAGGAGGACUCUGCAACGGAACCUCCCUGGAGAAUGUUCAUGUUCUUUCCCACGGUAGUUCUACUAGUAAUCCUGCACUAAGACAUGAUGGGGUGCCUGAAAUCUCAAACGAACUGUCAUUGUCAGAGGUCUGCAUACCUACUACAGUUACAGUAGAAGAAGACCGUAGCUAUGAGUUACAGCAGGCCUAUAGGAUAUUUAAUGGCUUUCUUCUGGAAAAGCACAAAGGCAUUAUGACUCCCUUCUUGCACCCCAUCAGCCUUGAAAAACACACUGACCGGGUUGGGGGUCUCCUCAAGAAUUCCAUGUGUUUCAGAAGGAUGGAGGAGAAGUUUGUUAGCCGGGAGUAUGAAACAAUCACAGAGUUUGUGGCAGACUUCAGGCUAAUGCUAGAGAACUGCUAUAGGUACCAUGGGGUCGACCACUGGAUUUCUAAACAGGCACAGAAAUUGGAAAUAAUGCUUGAGCAGAAGUUGACACUGCUAUCAAGGACGCUGCGAGAGAAGACCACUCUGGCGGUGACCUCCAUGGGUCGUUUGGGGACCGAGGAUGAGAGGGCGCCUGUGGGCACCUCUACCAGACGGAGGACAGUGCCUCGCAGCCUGGCCACGAUCACAGUGGGGGGAAAUGAGUCCAUCAUGGUGCAGGCACUCAGGCUGGAGGAGCAGCAGAGAGUCAAGGAAGAGAAGAGGCAGCGGGAGCUAGAUAAGAAGGAGGCGGAGGAGACCUCAGCCAAGGAGGUGGAGGAGUGGGAGCGCAGUCUUCUCUCCCAGGCCAUCCAGACCCCCUUGAAGACCAUGUGGGAACUCCCUGCCAUCGGUCACUUCCUCUGCCUGGCCCAGGCAGCUCUCAACCUCCCAGAGAUAGUGUUCUUUGAGCUGGAGCGGUGUCUCCUCAUGCCUCGCUGCAGCGUCUUCCUCUCCAAGAUCAUGAGUUCACUUCUCUGCCCGCCCCAGAGGAGGGGGACGCUCCACCGUCGCCCAGCCCUCACCUACCGCCGCUGGGAGUCCGAGCUCCGGCAGAAGGUGCAAGGCUGGUACUACGCUAUGGGUACGGCGGAGGACCAGGGGUGGAUGGCUGAGCAGCUGGGCCUAUCCCAUCAAUUCUUCAGGACAGUCGGGGUGGUUAGUCCCCUGGAGGAGACCCCCUUCCAUCUCUUACCCUUCAUCCAGCGUGUGUGGCUGCUCAAAGGCCUGUGUGACAACAUAUACGAGACCCAGAAGGACGUGCAGGACGCUGUGCUGGGCCAGCCCAUCCACGAGUGCCGAGAGUCCAUCCUGGGCUACGACGGGAACGAGAAUGCCUACAUACACUUUCCGCAUUUCUGCGGGGCGGACCUACGUAUCUACUGCCAGAGUGCCAGCAUGCCCUCUGACUUCCCCUUACCAGCUGUCUGGGUGAAGAGGGUGGAGCCUGACAAGGGGCUAUCAGAGGAAUCUGACAAGCAGAAGGACUCUGAGCACCUGGUUUCAAUGGAGGAGGAGUCUGAGGAGAAACCUAGUUCUGACAGACUGAGUGGUGGGAGGGUUAAAGAGGAGAACGGGGACAGGAGCAGGGGUGGAACUGGGCGGGGGAUGGAGGAUGAGGGUGAUAAGGAGGACUGUAAGCCUACUAAUCAGAACAGACUCAUUGGCUCUACUGCACUCUCUUCACAUAUCAAGGACUUUGUGGGCAGAGGGAGUGUAAAGGAAGAGCCACAGGAAUUGGAAUAUAGGCCUAAUAGACUUCAGGUGAAACAGGAAGAGGGGUCGAAUGUAUCAUCAGGGUCGUCCGCAGGGUCAUGUGAGCCACGUCUCAGUGUGGGGGAACACUGCUAUACAGGGAAGUCCCCUGCUCGCCCUGCUAAGGCAACCAGCAGGCCUGGUGUAGCCGUACCCAUGAGACCGACUGAUGUCCAUGUUAAAGUGGACAGGAACAAACUCACUGAGGGACAAAGACCUUGUCCAAAAUGUUUCUCCAAAAUGGGGACAAAGUCGGAGGACAAUCAUCGCUGCCGUUGUGCCACGGACAAGAAAUCAAUAACGUCAGCCUCUGGUGCUGGCCACCCCCGCAAGGUGAACUUGACAGAGAAUAGGAUGGACAGGAUUUGGGCCAAGAAAAAGAAAAGGAAGAAAGAGACGGAACUACGUGCAACAGGUGGGCAGCGCAGACCAGACAGGAGCCCACUCUGUAAGGCCAAGGCAGCUAAAUCCACCCUCAGGAGAGCUGCGACCACCAUCAAGAAAAAGGACAAGAGGAAAAAACGAAAAAUGGGAAAAAAGCUUGAGUCCAGGAAACCACAACUCUCAGUUCAACCUGCAUUCAGGUUGGUGUGCACUAGUCUAGAGGAGCUGAGGGAACUCAUCAGCAGGACAGAGGAUGAGCUGGAUGAGCUGGAGAGCACCAAAAAGACAUCUGUUAGUAAAGGAAGGUGGUGCUUCAGGAGAGAAGCCGUGAAAGAUCUGCACAUCACUCUCAUAAGGCUACUCAACGAGCUCUCCCCAUGGGAACCCAAACUGGUCAAGGCUUUCCAUAGGAACAGGCUACGUUUGAAAAAGGAUUAUGACGACUUCAAAAAGCACCCUGACUAUGACAACUUUGUCAGAGAGGAAUGGGUGGCAGAGGAUGUGGACAGAAGCACCUCGUUCACUGAAAACACCAGACUGACUGAAGAGGAGGAACAGCAACAGCAGGAUCAGACAGUUCAGAGGAUCCUGUGGGCGGGAGAGGACUCUGGGCAGUUUGGAACGGAGGCAUUGAGAGGCAGCUUCACCGUGGUAACCAGACAAGAGAUGUUGACCUUGAACGAGCACAGGCCUUCCACUCGGGGCUUGAAGCGCCUGCAGAGUGAUUUAGACGAGAACCCAAGCCUUAUUAAGAGAGGCAGGAUCGGCAGUGACGAGCUGACGACUUCCCCUGAAGCUGAAGUGGAAAACAGACCCAGGGAAGCGACUCCAGCACCACAGAAGGUUGGAGAAACAAGCCCAGUGGUUAUAACUACUCCGAUGGCUGGUGUCCAAAGGACCCACAAGCCCAUUCAGCUACAUACCCUGCUGGCUAAGAGUGUUGGCAAUAAAGUGACUUUAAUUCAUCAUCAGCCAGGUGUUAUCAGCCAUGUUGGUCAUGCACAAAGCAUAGCCUGUUCUUCUUCCCUGCAUGCUACCAAAUUUAAACAUUCUUUACCACAAAGCUCUCAACAGUUACCGCAACCAACAACAACACCUCAACACACACAGAUGGCCCAUACCAAGCCCAUACCAAAGACCCCCGUACAGGUUGUCUACAAGAUGCCCGAGGGCAUGGGUCUGGUCAGGAAAGCUGGAAGCCCUGUGAAAAUCGCAGUGCAGCCAAUCCUGGACCAGAUAACGGGGGAUAAGCAGCAAGUGGUCAUCCUUCCUUCGAACUUGCUCAUUCAAAAGUCAGAGGGUCAGAGUCACCCCCAGCAACCAAGGACAAUCCAGGUCCCAGCCUCCAAAGCACCCACUCCACUACCACACAGCUCUGGAUUCACCAUGCCUCAAAGUCAUGACAACCGGAUCCCCAUACAACAAGUGGCACCGCUAAAGGGAGGUACAGCCUCUCCAACCUACUCCCCUAGGUUGCAGACAACCUCUCUAACAACAGGCUACAAGGUUGUCCAAAUCCCUGGUCCGAAAGUGAGUAGCACUACCCAAAAUGUUAGACCAAAUAGAUCACCAUCCAACCCUACCAGUCCAGCUUUUACUGAUCCCAGAAAACCUCCUGACCCUAAACAAGAGCUGAAGACUGUGUGUAUAAGGGACUCGCAGUCCAUCCUAGUCACCACUAGGGGGGGCAACACUGGAGUGGUCAAGGUGCAGACGUCUGACCAAAGUACAUCUGGUUCGUUACCCACCAGUCCGGUCAUCACCAUCUCUCCACAGUUCAAAGCCUUCCUGGUGUCCAAGACCUCUCCACCUGCUGCCUCCACAGUCCCAGUGGUCACAAGCUUGACUGUAGCCCAGGCGCAAUCAGGACCGUCACCAUUACGGUCUUCAACUGUCACAAGUUCAACAACUGCACACCAGUCUUCGAUCACUGCCGGAAUUCCAAUGGCCACAGAUCAGACAGCGGCCUCUGCUGUUACCGUUGCUGUAAACCAGGGCUGCAACGUCUCAUCUACAGUUGCUGUGAACUCACAACUACCUAAAAGCAUGGUCACUGAACCUGGUAACUCAGCAGGCGCCACCCAGACGUCUCUGGUCCAGUGUGUCACUAAACCUGUUCUGAAAAGGGUAGAUCCGGAUGAGAGGUCCCCAUACACUAAGUUCAUCCUGGUCUCUCCCUCGUCCAACAUCACAUCUAUGGCCGCAACCAAAGUCACUUCCACCACAGCUCCCUCCGCUCUUCCAGGGCAAAGGUUGAUGUUCAUCAGCCAAUCACCAGCCCAGGCAUCCCACGCAACAAGUAGCAUUCCAAAACAGAUUGUAGUGUCAUCAGUGUCUGGGGCACAACCUCUGACCACGUCAAUACCCAAUGAAGCAAUGAAGAUCGGACUCAACUUUGGUCAAGCUAUCAGCAGUGCUAACUUUGGAGCCUUGAAUAAGGUCCAGCGCAUCAAUCUGCUUCCAGGAUCUCCAAUAAGGCUACCACAGCAGGCAAGUAAACUUGCACAAUCUACUUUAAAAAGCACAUCUGUGUCUGGCUCACAGGCAGACCUUCUCGCAACCACGUUGUCUCACAUUGUCACUAGCACUGCACAUUUGCCCUCUUCCACGCGGCUGACUGGAUCUCAACUACAAGGCAUCCCUUCAACCUCUGUGAUCCCCAAUCUAAGCAAGGUAACCGGGCAACCACGGUCUUCGAUAAUCCAAGGUUUAAUUACCAGCAACCCACAACUACCAGUGCCGGUCACUACACCGCUAAGCCCUGUCAAAACAUCCCCUCUCACAUCACCGGCCCAGGUUUCUCAGUCUCACAACUGUCUCUGUGUCAGCGGGGUCACCACACAUGCUCAAAUGAUAAGUACUCCACAGUCUCCAAUUGCCCCUAGAUCCACUCAGCAGUCCACUCCAGUGCGGCCGGCUGAUAAUACCAAUCCUGUCACCAGCACCACCACCACCACUGUGCAACAGAAGAUUGUCAUCAACACCACUGCUCCACUUGCAGGCGGCUCUCAGAUUCUGCUCAACAACACCCGUUUUGUUGUUCCUCCUCAAGGCCUUGGGCCUGGCCAGCAUGUCCUCAUAAUCUCCAGCCCUGCAGUGCCUGUGGUAGCUCCUAGUCCCAGGGGAGCGAGCCCAACCACUGGUGUCCCACGAGUGCCAACGUUACCUGGGCUAGCCACACCUGCACAAGGCCCCAGAAUGGCCACACCACCAGGGACACACCAGCCUCAACAAGCAGCACUUAGAUCACUAACCCUGGCAGCGCCGUCCGCUGCGAAAGUUGGACCCUCUCUCCCUGUCUCUCUCACUGUCCCUCGCCAGGUGAUGAAGAUUCGAGCUCCACUAUCGGCCACCAGCACCACCACCAACGGUUCUCCACAAGUUUCACACCGGCUCCCUGCUCCGGCCACCAUACUCACUGGCCUAGCUGAUGUGGUGGCAGCUCCACCUUUAACUGAACCGGAAGGGAUGGGUGGCCUGUCACUCUCCUCCGUACAAGGAAGUCCCAGCGCAGCUCAAACAGCAGGAGUUCCACAGAGCCCAACAAAGCAGCUCCCUUUGAACACGGGACUUGGCAUCAACUACGCACCACUCACAACACAGCAACUAACGUCAUUCGUGCAACCUAUGGGAGCGCUCUCCACCCGGACGCAGGUCCUGCCGACGAUUGCUGUUCCGCCGAUCGGGAGCACCUUCUCCAGGAUGCAGUCUCUACCUGUGGUGACCGUACCGCCCCUUGGGGGUGCCUCCGGUAGCAGAACGUCUCCUGUGGCAACUGUGCCUCCAUCCAACAGCACUGUGAACAUGACACCUGCUCAACCUAUCAGGACGGUGAUGUCGGCAGAGACUAUCCGCAUGCCCAUUGUUUUAUCCAAUCCUCGGCAGCAGCAGAUACUGGGCCUAGGCAAACGCCCUUUGCAGCCUUUACAGGUGCCUGCAUCAGCAGUGCAAACAACCAGCCCCACCACCAAUAUACUAGUGAGUCCUGAUUGUGCUGUUUUAAACACUGUUAGAGGCCCUACCGCCAACACAGGCCUGCCAGAGGUGGCUAACGAGCCUUUGGCUACGUUGAUUGUAACUCCGAAAUCCACUUGGAGAGUGCUGCCCCUGCCUCCUGUAAAUACUGACAAUCCCUCAAUGCCUACCCAGGCUGACAGAAGUGGACCUAUCGACUGAAAGACUGAGACUGAAAUCUAGUACCAUUGUCUGUGAUGUGGCCCCGUGUAGCUCAGUUGGUAGAGCAUGGCGCUUGCAACGCCAGGGUUGUGGGUUCGUUUCCCACG
This is a messenger RNA of Coregonus clupeaformis (lake whitefish), 7760 nucleotides long. RefSeq lists its product as uncharacterized. The transcript is spliced from 8 exons. NCBI's taxonomy places the organism in Eukaryota, Metazoa, Chordata, Actinopteri, Salmoniformes, Salmonidae. The record is from RefSeq and is a predicted model, not a curated record. The coding region runs from base 1147 to 7653 and encodes 2168 amino acids. Gene Ontology annotation, molecular function: protein binding.